ACUUCCGCUUGUCUGGGGUCACAAAGUAAUACUAAUAUGACUCGAUAGAGGGAAGUAGUACAUCGCUGAAAUCGCACCUGUCAGAGCAGCGAAGAAGAAUCUAAGACGUGAGAGGGCUGCGACUCGCUCGCCAAACGUCACAGGAAGGAGCAGCAACUCUAAUGGAUGUCAAUAAAGCUAAAGGGGAGCCGGGAUUACAGACUCCUGCCGGGCAGAUGGACAAACCCGUGAACUACCAUGCAUUUGAAAGUACGCUUCCUAAAGCGGUGAAGAGGCGGGUGCAUGCCUUGAAAAGGCUUCAGUUGCAGUCUGCCCACAUUGAAGCCAAAUUUUACGAGGAGGUCCAUGAACUGGAGAGGAAGUAUGCUGAGCUCUAUCGGCCACUAUAUGACAAGCGAAGAGAUUUUGUCACAGGCACAGUGGAACCCACAGAUGCUGAGUGUGAGUGGAGCAGUGACAAAGAUGAGGAACUAACUGAGCAGAUGAAGAGAAAAUUAGCUAUCGACCCUGCAAAAAAGGAAGAUUCUGCACCAGCGGAAGAUCCAAAAGGUGUCCCGGACUUCUGGCUCACCAUAUUAAGGAAUGCAGAUAUGCUCACUGACAUGAUCCAAGAACAUGAUGAGCCCAUCCUCAAGCACUUGAAAGAUAUUCAAGUUAAGUUUUCUGAACCAGGACAGUACAUGAGUUUUACACUAGAGUUCCACUUUGAGCCCAACAGCUACUUUACCAAUGCAGUCCUCACUAAGGUCUACAAGAUGAAGUGUGAGCCUGAUGCUUCAGAGCCUUUUUCAUUCGAAGGCCCAGAGAUCAUCGACUGUACCGGCUGUGUGAUUGAUUGGCAGAAGGGAAAGGAUGUGACUGUGAAAACGAUCAAGAAGAAGCAAAAGCACAAAGGUCGUGGCACUGUCCGUACAGUCACCAAACAGGUUUCUAACCUGUCCUUUUUCAACUUCUUCAACCCUGUCAAAGGUUCACCAGAUGAUGAAAUAGAUGAGGACUCUGAUCUAGCUUUUGACUUUGAGAUUGGUCAUUUGUUCCGUGAGAGAAUAGUUCCCCGAGCAGUCCUGUAUUUCACUGGAGAGGCAAUGGAAGAUGAUGAGAGUUUUGAUGAGGAACUGGAAGAAGGCGAUGAGGAGCAAGAUGAUGAUGAUGAUGACGAAGACGAUGACGACGACGAUGAUGAUGACGAUGAGGGAGACUUUGACCCAAGGAAAGUAGCACCCACCCAGCCUGCUGAAUGCAAGCAGCAGUAACCACGGUGACCAGUGGACACACAGACCUGGAGUCCUCCUUCAAUUCAGCCAAUCAGCAAGUCCUCCUCUUGCGGCCCCCAUUGUCCUUCCGCUUCUCCUAUGAACUGUCAUCCCAAUGCAGUCGUAUGCAAACCAAACGUUUUGCUGUGUGCAUGGACCCCCUGCCCCUCUUAGUCACUUCGCCCUUCUUUGGCCUCUUUUUUCACCUUCCAAACAGGGAAGUGUCAUGGUCUUUGCCAUCCUUUGGUAAAAUGGAGUUUAGUGCAUUACUGCCAUAAAUCUCAGCACACCAUAAGAAAAAAUAGGAGCCUAAAAGACUUCAAACUUGAGUUGUAAUAGAUCUGUUACUCAGGGGUUUUUUUUUUAAGUUUUUUUUAAAUGUAAUUUCAGCAGUUAUCUGAACCAAGUUUAUUUGCCUUGGCUUUGGGGGCUUUUUUUUUUUUUUGUUACAGUGUAUAAUUUAAAUUUUUCAUACUCGUGCUUGUCAUUGAAUUAUUUAUUUCAUGCAGCAGAAUGCAUUUCAGCAAACCACAUGGCGGCUCACCCCUUAAGACAAACAACCAACUGCCAUGUUCUGAUUUUAAACAAAUCAUUGUGGGUGGUUGAUUUAAACAAGCAUUUUUCACAUAACGUGACCAUUUGAAUUCUUCUUGACCUUCCUGUUACAUAACCACAUUUAGUUUUUUUGGGGGUGUUUUUCUUCUCUACUAAGCCAAAUUGAAUGUUCAUGCAUUGUUUGCCCACUUACACAUUGUAAUCAACAUUAAAAGUUGCUCAAAUAUAUUUUAUUGUAUAUGGGUUUGCUUUUGAAUGGUUUGUUGAAAAUAUAUUGCCAAUGUAUUUUGUACUCCCAUUUAGAAUUAGUUUGUGGAUUCCACUGUUGGCAGGUCAGCGCCCGCUUCUCUCGAUUGUACCGAGCUGGUUGUUGGCAUCUGAGCUGUGGCGUCGUGCGCUAAUGGACGGCCUUAACUUGUUGGCUUACAGUUUGUACAGAGUUAACGAUAUUCUAUUAAAGUUGUGCACAGUUGAAAAGCGCAUUUCUGUGUC
Molecule: messenger RNA, 2300 nt
Organism: Syngnathoides biaculeatus (alligator pipefish)
Lineage: Eukaryota; Metazoa; Chordata; Actinopteri; Syngnathiformes; Syngnathidae
Gene: nap1l4a
Product: nucleosome assembly protein 1-like 4a
Exons: 14
Coding region: 162-1253 (363 amino acids)
Biological process (GO): nucleosome assembly
Cellular component (GO): chromatin; nucleus
Molecular function (GO): chromatin binding; histone binding
Source: RefSeq, a predicted model, not a curated record